CCUUCACCCCAUCUGGCUCACUGGCAGGGUUUGUUUACUGGCGGAGAGGCAGGGAAGAAGGGGAUCCUAGGGGACCUGGGAGACUGUACAAUCUACCUCUGGCUGUGGAAGAGGAGGGGAAAAAAGAAGUUUCAAACUUUAUUUGACUUAUUUUUCCCGAACUGAAACAAACGCUCAGUUGUGUUGUCAGGAGCUGUCCGGAACAUGAAAACAACGUGGAGCGCAUUUGAUUUUUUAUUUUCCCAAAAAAGAAAGGACAGCGGACUGCCGAGCCACAGCGAAGUGUGACUGACAGCUCGGAGAGUGGAGGGCUCACUGAAAUCUCUGCAUCGGCUGGAGAGUUUCAACUUUGGAUGUAGCUGCCGAUAUUUCACACGCUGAAGACGUACAUUAUCGCCGGUGUGUGUUCGCUGAGGAGUUGAGAGGAUUUUUUUGAACGAAAAGACUUGACUACGCCACACAAGCCACAACUACCGACUUAGCAGCAAACACCUCUAAAAUGACUCUAAAUCACCUGUCGUGUGUAUAAAUAUUUUUGUGCAUACAAGCAAGCCAUUUUAAAACACCGUGUAUAUGAGUAGUACAGCUGUGCAUGUGGUUCCUGGAGCGAUUUUUUAUUGAAAGAGUUGCAGAGUAGCAACGCAAACUUCACUUGUGGCCUGGACUGGAGUGGCGGAGCUAGCCAGACAGCUAACUGUCGCUUGCUAGCGCUAACGUUAGCUCCUGGUCGGCUAGCAAGGUUGCUUUUUCUCGACUCUGGCAAAUUAAACGGCGUUAAUUUAACCGAACAAUGUGUUUAAUGCGGCCGAACAGCCCUACAUAAGCCGAGUAGUGACGUCCCACGCUUGUGUGUGUGGUAACUUGUUUUCCAUGAGCUGGCUAGCAGCGUUAGCUAGUAUUUGACUGAACACGUUGGACUUGUUCCUCCGCCCAUCUUCCGGGAUGUCUUGUUUUUAUUUUUGUUUACCUGUAGGCUCACGCCUUGUGACAAAACCAAUUUCCUGAAGGCAUUUCUUACCAGUGUGAAGUGCGUUCUCAAGGAAUUACCUUGUAUUUGCCCCCCUCGGCCAGCGUUGGAUAAAGCGACUUAAACCCGAGUCAAUAUGUGGCUCCGGACUUUGUUUGUGUAUUUUCUCGUGACCACUGUUUUCAUUGUGUGGAGCUGUCAACACGCCAACGGAGAGAUUUGUUCAAGCAAAGACAUCCGGAACAAUGUGACCAACCUGCAGACACUAGAGAACUGCACUGUGAUCGAAGGCCACCUGAAGAUCCUACUAAUGUUCAAGACCAAGCCCGAGGAUUUCCGAGGCCUCAGCUUCCCCAGGCUGACUGUCGUCACUGACUACCUGUUGCUUUUCAGGGUUUAUGGCAUGGAGAGCCUCAGUGAACUCUUCCCCAACCUAACCGUCAUCAGGGGCAACAACCUGUUCUUCAACUAUGCCCUGGUGAUCUUUGAGAUGCUCCAGCUCCGAGAGAUCGGCCUCCACAGCCUGAUGAAUAUUACCAGAGGAGCUGUGAGGAUCGAGAAGAACCCAGACAUCUGCUACCUCUCCACCUUGGACUGGUCCAAGAUCCUGGACUCUGUUGAGGACAAUUACAUUGUGGCCAACAAGAACGAGCGAGAGUGUGGAGAUGUGUGCCCGGGGGCGGCCAAGGGAAAGACCACCUGCCAGACGACCACCAUCAACGGGCACUUCAGCGAACGUUGCUGGACACAGAGGCACUGUCAAAGAAUGUGCCCCGUUCAUUGCAAACAUCGGGCCUGCACCAAGGACGACCAGUGCUGCCACGACCAGUGCUUGGGGGGCUGCCUGAAGCCCGACUCGGCCAGCCAGUGCGUGGCUUGCCGCAACCUCGAGCACCAAGGCACCUGCGUGGAGCGCUGCCCGGAAAACCACUACAUCUUCAAGGGCUGGCGUUGCGUCUCCUUCGCGUUCUGCCAGGAGCUCCACAACAAAUGCAAGCGGGACAAAGAGCAGAGCAAGAGCCCCGACUGUCACGAGUACGUCAUCCACAACGGAGCCUGCAUCCCCGAGUGUCCCUCUGGCUACACUACCGUCAACUCCUCCUCGCUCAAUUGCACUCCUUGUGCCGGCCUCUGUCCCAAGAUAUGUAUGGGUCUGAAAACUGUGGAUUCUGUCACGGCUGCCCAGGCUUUGAGAGGAUGUACUGUUCUCAAUGGAAGCCUGGUCAUCAACCUGCGUGGAGGAACCAACAUUGCAGCCGAGCUGGAGGCCAACCUGGGCCAGCUGGAGGAAAUCACCGGCUACCUGGCAGUGCGGCGCUCCUACGCCCUCGUGUCCCUCUCCUUCCUGCGCAAACUUCGUGUUAUCCGUGGAGAGGUCCAGGAAAUCGGGAACUACUCAUUCUACGCACUAGACAACCAGAACCUGCGUCAGCUUUGGGACUGGUCCAAACACAAGUUGACCAUCCUGCAGGGCCGCAUGUUCUUCCACUACAACUCCAAGCUCUGCAUGUCCGAGAUCGCCAAGAUGGAGGAGGUCACGGGAACCAAGGAUCGGCAGGUCAAGCAUGACAUUGCGUCCAAGACUAACGGAGACCAGGCUUCAUGUGAGAAUCAUGUGUUGAAGUUCACCCAGGUCCGAACCCUGAGCGAUAAAAUCAUCAUCAAGUGGGAACCCUUCUGGCCUCCAGAUUUCAGAGACCUGCUGGGCUUCAUGGUGCUCUACAAAGAAGCACCCUUUAAGAACGUGACCGAGUUUGACGGGCAGGACGCCUGCGGCUCCAACAGUUGGGUGAUCGCGGAUGUGGACCCUCCGCCUCGAGCCACCGAGGGGGACAAAGAGCAGAUUGAGCCGGGGCACCUCAUCCUGCCGCUUAAGCCGUGGACGCAGUACGCCAUCAUGGUCAAGACCCAGCUGUCAGCCUCAGACGACCACCAGGUCCACGGAGCCAAGAGCGAGAUCAUCUAUGUGCGCACCAAUGCCACCAAACCUUCCGUCCCACUGGACCCGAUAUCGUCAUCCAACUCAUCCUCCCAGAUUAUCCUGAAGUGGAAGCCACCCAACGACCCCAACGGCAACAUCACUCACUACCUUGUGUUCUGCCAGCGCCAGCCGGAAGCCAGCGAGCUCUACAAGUUUGACUACUGUCAGAAGGGGAUGAAGUUGCCAUCGCGGGUGCCAACCCAGGUGGACAGCGAUGAGGAGCAGAAGUGGAACCAGACGGAGGAGCAGGGCCAGGGGACACGCUGCUGCGCCUGCCCCAAAACCGAUAAAGAGCUCAAGAAGGAGAAAGAGGACUCGGAGUAUCGCAAAACCUUCGAGAAUUACCUCCACAACGAGGUCUUUGAGAUAAAACCCACCAGGCAGCGGCGUUCCACCAUGGGCAUCGCCAAUCGAACACACUCCUUCCUCACCACCACCCCCAGCCAGCCUGAGGGCACCCGCAGCCCUGAGGACGAGGAGGAGGAGAGCUUUGAAAGCACCAAGACCGUAGUGACAGUUCACUCCAAGGAGUCCACCGUCAUCUCCAACCUGCGCCACUUCACCAGCUACCAGAUCGAGAUCCACGCCUGCAACCACCCGACUGACCCGGGCCGCUGCAGCAUGGCAGCGUACGUCAGCGCCCGCACAAUGCCUGAGGACAAAGCUGAUGACAUCGUCGGUCCCAUUGCUUACGACGUGUCUGAGUACACGGUGCACAUCAAGUGGCAGGAACCUAAAGCCCCCAAUGGCAUGAUCAUCCUGUAUGAGGUUAACUACAAGAGACUGGGAGAUACUGAGGAGCUGCACCACUGCGUGUCCAGAAACAUGUUCAAAAUGGCCAAUGGCUGCAGACUGAGAGUGGUGCAUCCUGGGAACUAUACGGUGAGGAUCCGAGCCACCUCUCUGGCAGGGAACGGCUCCUGGACCGAGCCCACCCACUUCUAUGUCCAGGACCUGAGGGAUCCAAUUAAUGUGGUGAAGAUUGUGAUUGGACCAGUCAUCUGCUUUGUCCUCCUCCUGUUUGUGGCCGCCGCAGGAGUUUUUAUGUUCAAGAAGAAGCAAACCCAAGGUCCUAGUGGCCCCAUCUAUGCCUCUUCAAACCCAGAGUACCUCAGUGCUAAUGAUGUGUACGAGCAGGACGAGUGGGAGGUGCCGAGGGAGAAGAUCAGUAUUUUGCGGGAGCUGGGUCAGGGCUCCUUCGGUAUGGUCUACGAGGGCAUCGCCAAGGACAUCAUCAAGGGCGAGGCGGAGACGCACGUCGCAGUGAAAACUGUCAACGAGUCAGCCAGCCUGAGGGAGAGAAUCGAGUUCCUCAACGAGGCCUCUGUCAUGAAAGCCUUCAGCUGUCACCAUGUGGUGCGUCUGCUGGGCGUGGUGUCCAAGGGCCAACCCACCCUGGUGGUGAUGGAGCUGAUGACCCACGGAGACCUGAAGAGCUACCUGCGCUGUCUGCGCCCAGACUCCGAGAACAACCCGGGGCGCCCGCCGCCCACGCUGAAGGAGAUGAUCCAGAUGGCUGCAGAGAUCGCCGACGGCAUGGCUUACCUCAACGCCAAGAAGUUUGUCCACAGAGACCUGGCAGCCAGGAACUGCAUGGUAGCUCAUGAUCUCACUGUCAAAAUAGGAGACUUCGGCAUGACCAGAGACAUCUAUGAGACCGACUACUACAGGAAAGGAGGGAAGGGCCUGCUGCCCGUCAGGUGGAUGGCCCCCGAGUCCCUCAAGGACGGAGUCUUCACCGCACACUCAGACUGCUGGUCGUUCGGGGUGGUGCUGUGGGAAAUCAGCACGCUGGCCGAGCAGCCGUACCAGGGCCUGUCCAACGAGCAGGUCCUCAAGUUCGUCAUGGACGGAGGCUACCUGGACCGGCCGGACAACUGUGCUGACAGGCUACAUAACCUGAUGCAGAUGUGCUGGCAGUACAACCCCAAGAUGCGUCCCACCUUCCAGGAGAUCAUCGAGAUGCUGCGCGAGGAACUGCACCCGUCCUUCCAGGAGGUGUCCUUCUUCUACAGUGAGGAGAACAAGCCGCCCGAGAGCGAAGACUUCGACCUGGACAUGGAGAACAUGGAGAACAUGGAGAGCAUCCCGCUGGACCCGUCGUCCUACUCGCAGAGGGAGCAGUGCUUGGACAGGGACGAGGCCUCCUCCGUGGGCCUGCGGGGCAGCUACGAGGAGCACCACAUCCCCUACACGCACAUGAACGGGGGCAAGACCAACGGACGAAUACUGGCCCUGCCACGGUCCAGCCCCUCAUAACAUACUGUACACCCCUCACACCCCCCACGCACACACACACACACAUCAGUGCUAUAGAUAUGAAUAUAUUUUUGUUUUUUGUUGUCAUUUUAUAUAGAUCACACUUUUAUCACUCGCUCUCCAGAGAGCCUUCAAGACAUAUCUCAGGACCUUAUUUUUCUCCUCAGAUGCCACACACACAAACACUACAGUAUGUCCACACGCGGACGCCAGAAGACACUUUUUUGUAUUUAAGGACGGACCUCCUGCUUCUCUCUUGUCUAUGAUUGUAGUUAUAUAUAUAUAUAUAUAUAUAUAUAUACAUAUAUAUAUAUAUGUAUGUAUUGCCAAGUUUGUGCUAGACUGGGCGGAUAAUGGAAUCAACUGUGAAACAAACUCUUGACAAAACAAGAAGGCUGCUAAACCCCAGUCCCUUUGUGACCACCAGACUUUGUCCCCCCUCCCUCACUGCAUCAAAAGGGUUCAUCCCCGGGUUGCUACGUUUUGAAAAAGUGCCCUUCUAUUUUGUCCGUGGCCUACAUCAGUCGUCCUGAAAAUGUGUCUGAAUCUUUGUACUCAAGUGGUAAAAUGAAUGACAGACUCAACUGAAAGACUUGGGGAACUCCGUCGGACGGUCAAAGACGUUCCAUCGCCGAACAAACUCUCAUCCACUGGAGAAGCCGGCCGAGACCGCUUACCUCCUCACACUCUGCAGUAUUCCAACACGGCACACAGGAUUAACAGGAUUUUUGUCGGGUUCUAUUUUUUAAUUUAUUUACAUUUCUUUUUUUUUCUUUUUCUUUUUUCACAUUUACAGCUGAAGGAUAUUUAAACUUUUCAAAAAAAAAAAAAAAAACAUGUUGGCAAACGAGUUCCUCAGAUUGACCAAUAGCUGCUUCUUUGGUAUAUUUUAGUGGGUAUAGAAGAUUUAAAAUAUAUAUAUAUAUAUAUAAAUAUAUUAUUGAUGUUUUUGUACAUAGUUGAUAUGUUGUCAAUGUUGAGGUAUUUCCGGUCGUAGAAAAUGUUUUUACAUGUUAGUCUCUUAUGUUUAUUUUUUCUAAUCCAGAGAAUCAUAUUAAUUAGCAUUUUGGACUCUUGAUCAACCAACAGCACUUGGCCUUCUUCUUCUUUUUUUUUUUUUUUUUGUGCUAUGCGAUGCACAGGAGAAGGAGUGUUUGGCGUCUUUUGCUUCAGAUGUCUGCCCCUCAUAUCAAGAUCAAAUAAAAUAGUGCUGUAAAUAAAGCAGCAAGGUGCAUUCAUGAA
Myripristis murdjan (pinecone soldierfish) is the source of this 6449-nucleotide messenger RNA. Its product is annotated as insulin receptor-like. Gene Ontology annotation, cellular component: plasma membrane; insulin receptor complex; axon. The record is from RefSeq and is a predicted model, not a curated record. The transcript is spliced from 21 exons. Gene Ontology annotation, biological process: protein autophosphorylation; multicellular organism development; positive regulation of kinase activity. The coding region runs from base 1104 to 5207 and encodes 1367 amino acids. Gene Ontology annotation, molecular function: ATP binding; insulin receptor activity; phosphatidylinositol 3-kinase binding. NCBI's taxonomy places the organism in Eukaryota, Metazoa, Chordata, Actinopteri, Holocentriformes, Holocentridae.